Molecule: messenger RNA, 561 nt
Organism: Brassica rapa (field mustard)
Lineage: Eukaryota; Viridiplantae; Streptophyta; Magnoliopsida; Brassicales; Brassicaceae
Molecular function (GO): zinc ion binding
Source: RefSeq, a predicted model, not a curated record
AUGGGUCAAAUCCAAGGUAUAUCACUUAACAAGGCUUUGUUGGAAGGAAGGGGAGCUGCUAUAGUAGAGUUGCUGACUUUCAUACAGAGGAUGAUGACCAGAUGGUUUUGUGCAAGAAGGAAAAAGGCUGAGAAACACAGGGGUUUGGUUAGCGUUGAAGUGGACAAACAGAUGACAAAGAACAUGGCAACUAUGAAGGGGAGCAAGAUAAAUGCCGUGAAUAGCUGGAGCAGCCAAAUUUUGGGGAAAUUUGGAAGAUCAGACAAAGUGAUGCUAGCAGAGAGGAAGUGUAGUUGUACGUAUUUUGAUAAUAUCAAAAUCCCGUGUGGCCAUGCUAUGCUUGCAGCUGACGGGAUAGGCGUGCCUUACGACACCUUGUGUGGGCAUUGGUACAAAACGAGUGUGUGGAGGGAGACGUACGCUGGCGUUAUCAACCACCACGGUGCAGCUAGAGAUGUUGAUAUACCUGAAGAAGUGGGCAGUCAGGUUGUUUACCCUCCUAGUACGAAGAGACAACUUGGGAGACGUCGCAAGACACGCAUACCAUCGACGGAGAGAUAA